AUGGAGCCGGAAUCGCGGCUGCCAGUACGGCGACCGUCAUUUACCGCCUUUUGGAAGCGCACAAAGGACGCAGCAUCAUCUGCAGUCAAACAGGGCACAUCUGCGUCCACUUCAGCGAGUCUGGAUUGGCGCCAUAUGCAGCCCUGCCAGCACAGGCUGGCAUGGGAGGGGUGGCCGGCCUCUUCCAAGUGGGUGAUGGACGUCUCCGCUCAGAGCAUCUAG
Molecule: messenger RNA, 222 nt
Organism: Grosmannia clavigera kw1407
Lineage: Eukaryota; Fungi; Ascomycota; Sordariomycetes; Ophiostomatales; Ophiostomataceae
Exons: 2
Coding region: 1-222 (73 amino acids)
Source: RefSeq, a predicted model, not a curated record